Messenger RNA from Gorilla gorilla gorilla (western lowland gorilla), 7476 nucleotides. It is a transcript of the gene LMO7, whose product is annotated as LIM domain 7. Gene Ontology annotation, molecular function: protein binding. The transcript has 31 exons. The record is from RefSeq and is a predicted model, not a curated record. NCBI's taxonomy places the organism in Eukaryota, Metazoa, Chordata, Mammalia, Primates, Hominidae. Bases 390 to 5477 code for a protein of 1695 amino acids. Gene Ontology annotation, biological process: regulation of signaling; regulation of cell adhesion.
GGUGGGCCGGGGCGGGGCCACCGCGGGGAGGACGGCGGCGGCGCUGCGACUUUUGAAGUCCAAACUGUCGUCGGGGCUGGUGCCGCGCGCUGCCGCUGGGCACCCGCUUCGCUUCCCGCGUCCUGCCUGACUGCCCGGGUCCCCGCGGGCCUUGGGUCGCUUUCAGGAAUUUAGAGAAAGCCAGGUCUUCACGUUCGUGUAGGUUCGAGACCUUAACGAACUGCAGAGCGCAACAAAGGGAACUAGAGCCCCGGCGCCUUCGCAGCCGGAGCGGAAGCCGGAGUUGUGGGAGGCCUGCGUGCCCUCCCCGCCCGUGGGGCCCAGACGCGCGGGGACACCCCCUCCCCUCCACGCAUCCCGAGUCUCUCUCUCCCUCCCUUGUCCUAGCCAUGGAAGGGCUGGAGGAGGCAGAGGCCAACUGCUCCGUGGCGUUCGCCGAGGCUCAGAGAUGGGUGGAGGCAGUAACAGAGAAGAAUUUUGAAACAAAAGAUUUUCGAGCCUCUCUAGAAAACGGUGUUCUGCUGUGUGAUUUGAUUAAUAAGCUUAAACCUGGCAUCAUUAAGAAGAUCAAUAGACUGUCUACACCAAUAGCAGGAUUGGAUAAUAUAAACGUUUUCUUGAAAGCUUGUGAACAGAUUGGAUUGAAAGAAGCCCAGCUUUUCCAUCCUGGAGAUCUACAGGAUUUAUCAAAUCGAGUCACUGUCAAGCAAGAAGAGACUGACAGGAGAGUGAAAAAUGUUUUGAUAACAUUGUACUGGCUGGGAAGAAAAGCACAAAGCAACCCGUACUAUAAUGGUCCCCAUCUUAAUUUGAAAGCGUUUGAGAAUCUUUUAGGACAAGCACUGACAAAGGCACUCGAAGACUCCAGCUUCCUGAAAAGAAGUGGCAGGGACAGUGGCUACGGUGACGUCUGGUGUCCCGAACGUGGAGAAUUUCUUGCUCCUCCAAGGCACCAUAAGAGAGAAGAUUCCUUUGAAAGCUUGGACUCAUUGGGCUCAAGGUCACUGACAAGCUGCUCCUCUGAUACCACGUUGAGAGGGGGGCGUGAAGGUUUUGAAAGUGACACAGAUUCGGAAUUUACAUUCAAGAUGCAGGAUUAUAAUAAAGAUGAUAUGUCGUAUCGAAGGAUUUCGGCUGUUGAGCCAAAGACUGCGUUACCCUUCAAUCGUUUUUUACCCAACAAAAGUAGACAGCCAUCCUAUGUACCAGCACCUCUGAGGAAGAAAAAGCCAGACAAACAUGAGGAUAACAGAAGAAGUUGGGCAAGCCCGGUUUAUACAGAAGCAGAUGGAACAUUUUCAAGUAAUCAGAGGAGGAUUUGGGGCACCAAUGUGGAGAACUGGCCAACUGUACAAGGAACUUCAAAGUCCUCUUGUUAUUUGGAAGAGGAAAAAGCAAAGACAAGAAGCAUACCCAACAUUGUAAAGGAUGAUCUUUAUGUGCGCAAGCUCAGUCCAGUCAUGCCAAACCCAGGGAAUGCUUUUGAUCAGUUUCUUCCCAAAUGUUGGACCCCAGAAGAUGUGAACUGGAAAAGAAUAAAAAGGGAAACUUAUAAGCCAUGGUAUAAAGAAUUUCAGGGAUUCAGUCAGUUUUUACUGCUUCAGGCCCUCCAAACAUACUCUGAUGACAUCUUGUCUUCUGAAACACAUACCAAAAUUGAUCCCACUUCUGGCCCAAGGCUCAUAACCCGCAGGAAGAAUCUCUCUUAUGCACCAGGCUAUAGAAGAGAUGACCUCGAGAUGGCAGCCCUGGAUCCUGACUUAGAGAAUGAUGAUUUCUUUGUCAGAAAGACUGGGGCUUUCCAUGCAAAUCCAUAUGUUCUCCGAGCUUUUGAAGACUUUAGAAAGUUCUCUGAGCAAGAUGAUUCUGUAGAGCGAGAUAUAAUUUUACAGUGUAGAGAAGGUGAACUUGUACUUCCGGAUUUGGAAAAGGAUGAUAUGAUUGUUCGCCGAAUUCCAGCACAGAAGAAAGAAGUGCCGCUGUCCGGGGCCCCAGAUAGAUACCACCCAGUCCCUUUUCCCGAACCCUGGACUCUUCCUCCAGAAAUUCAAGCGAAAUUUCUCUGUGUACUUGAAAGGACAUGCCCAUCCAAAGAAAAAAGUAAUAGCUGUAGAAUAUUAGUUCCUUCGUAUCGGCAGAAGAAAGAUGACAUGCUGACACGUAAGAUUCAGUCCUGGAAACUGGGAACUACCGUGCCUCCCAUCAGUUUCACCCCUGGCCCCUGCAGUGAGGCUGACUUGAAGAGAUGGGAGGCCAUCCGGGAGGCCAGCAGACUUAGGCACAAGAAAAGGCUGAUGGUGGAGAGACUCUUUCAAAAGAUUUAUGGUGAGAAUGGGAGUAAGUCCAUGAGUGAUGUCAGUGCAGAAGAUGUUCAAAACUUGCGUCAGCUGCGUUACGAGGAGAUGCAGAAAAUAAAAUCACAAUUAAAAGAACAAGAUCAGAAAUGGCAGGAUGACCUUGCAAAAUGGAAAGAUCGUCGAAAAAGUUACACUUCAGAUCUGCAGAAGAAAAAAGAAGAGAGAGAAGAAAUUGAAAAGCAGGCACAUGAGAAGUCUGAGAGAAGCUCUAAGACGUUUAAGGAAAUGCUGCAGGACAGGGAAUCCCAAAAUCAAAAGUCUACAGUUCCGUCGAGAAGGAGAAUGUAUUCUUUUGAUGAUGUGCUGGAGGAAGGAAAGCGACCCCCUACAAUGACUGUGUCAGAAGCAAGUUACCAGAGUGAGAGAGUAGAGGAGAAGGGAGCAACUUAUCCUUCAGAAAUUCCCAAAGAAGAUUCUACCACUUUUGCAAAAAGAGAGGACCGUGUAACAACUGAAAUUCAGCUUCCUUCUCAAAGUCCUGUGGAAGAACAAAGCCCAGCCUCUUUGUCUUCUCUGCGUUCACGGAGCACACAAAUGGAGUCAACUCGUGUUUCAGCUUCUCUCCCCAGAAGUUACCAGAAAACUGAUACAGUCAGGUUAACAUCUGUGGUCACACCAAGACCUUUUGGCUCUCAGACAAGGGGAAUCUCAUCACUCCCCAGAUCUUACACGAUGGAUGAUGCUUGGAAGUAUAAUGGAGAUGUUGAAGACGUUAAGAGAACUCCAAACAAUGUGGUCAGCACCCCUGCACCAAGCCCGGACGCAAGCCAACUAGCUUCAAGCUUAUCUAGCCAGAAAGAGGUAGCAGCAACAGAAGAAGAUGUGACAAGGCUGCCCUCUCCUACAUCCCCCUUCUCAUCUCUUUCCCAAGACCAGGCUGCCACUUCUAAAGCCACAUUGUCUUCCACAUCUGGUCUUGAUUUAAUGUCUGAAUCUGGAGAAGGGGAAAUCUCCCCACAAAGAGAAGUCUCAAGAUCCCAGGAUCAGUUCAGUGAUAUGAGAAUCAGCAUAAACCAGACGCCUGGGAAGAGUCUUGACUUUGGGUUUACAAUAAAAUGGGAUAUUCCUGGGAUCUUCAUAGCAUCAGUUGAAGCAGGUAGCCCAGCAGAAUUUUCUCAGCUACAAGUAGAUGAUGAAAUUAUUGCUAUUAACAACACCAAGUUUUCAUAUAACGAUUCAAAAGAGUGGGAGGAAGCCAUGGCUAAGGCUCAAGAAACUGGACACCUAGUGAUGGAUGUGAGGCGCUAUGGAAAGGCUGACUGGGGCAAAGACCAGCCUUCCCUGCCAUUUAUACGGCAUAAAACCCUCAAUCUCACCAGUAUGGCUACCAAAAUUAUAGGUUCACCUGAAACAAAGUGGAUUGAUGCAACAUCUGGAAUUUACAACUCAGAAAAAUCUUCAAAUCUAUCUGUAACAACUGAUUUCUCCGAAAGCCUUCAGAGUUCUAAUAUUGAAUCCAAAGAAAUCAAUGGAAUUCAUGAUGAAAGCAAUGCUUUUGAAUCAAAAGCAUCUGAAUCCAUUUCUUUGAAAAACUUAAAAAGGCGAUCACAAUUUUUUGAACAAGGGUCAUCAGGCUUUUCUUACAGUUCAUGGGUCUACCUCUGUGGAAGCUCUGAUUCGGUGGUUCCUGAUCUUCCAGUUCCAACCAUCAGUGCCCCGAGUCGCUGGGUGUGGGAUCAAGAGGAGGAGCGGAAGCGGCAGGAGAGGUGGCAGAAGGAGCAGGACCGCCUACUGCAGGAAAAAUAUCAACGUGAGCAGGAGAAACUGAGGAAAGAGUGGCAAAGGGCCAAACAGGAGGCAGAGAGAGAGAAUUCCAAGUACUUGGAUGAGGAACUGAUGGUCCUAAGCUCAAACAGCAUGUCUCUGACCACACGGGAGCCCUCUCUUGCCACCUGGGAAGCUACCUGGAGUGAAGGGUCCAAGUCUUCAGACAGGGAAGGAACCCGAGCAGGAGAAGAGGAGAGGAGACAGCCACAAGAGGAAGUUGUUCAUGAGGACCAAGGAAAGAAGCUGCAGGAUCAGCUUGUUAUUGAGAGAGAGAGGAAAUGGGAGCAACAGCUUCAGGAACAGCAAGAGCAGAAGCGGCUUCAGGCUGAGGCUGAGGAGCAGAAGCAUCCUGCGGAGGAGCAGAAGCGCCAGGCAGAGAUAGAGCAGGAAACAUCAGUCAGAAUAUACCAGUACAGGAGGUCUGUCCCCACAGCCAGAGGGCCUGUUGAUUCCUAUGAUAUACCAAAGACAGAAGAAGCAUCUUCAGGUUUUCUUCCUGGUGACAGGAAUAAAUCCAGAUCUGCUACUGAACUGGAUGAUUACUCCACAAAUAAAAAUGGAAACAAUAAAUAUUUAGACCGAAUUGGGAACACGACCUCUUCACAGAGGAGAUCCAAGAAAGAACAAGUACCAUCAGGAGCAGAAUUGGAGAGGCAACAAAUCCUUCAGGAAAUGAGGAAGAGAACACCCCUUCACAAUGACAACAGCUGGAUCCGACAGCGCAGUGCCAGUGUCAACAAAGAGCCUGUUAGUCUUCCUGGGAUCAUGAGAAGAGGCGAAUCUUUAGAUAACCUGGACUCCCCCCGAUCCAAUUCUUGGAGACAGCCUCCUUGGCUCAAUCAGCCCACAGGAUUCUAUGCUUCUUCCUCCGUGCAAGACUUUAGUCGCCCACCACCUCAGCUGGUGUCCACAUCAAACCGUGCCUACAUGCGGAACCCCUCCUCCAGCGUGCCCCCGCCUUCAGCUGGCUCCGUGAAGACCUCCACCACAGGUGUGGCCACCACACAGUCCCCCACCCCGAGAAGCCAUUCCCCUUCAGCUUCACAGUCAGGCUCUCAGCUGCGUAACAGGUCAGUCAGUGGGAAGCGCAUAUGCUCCUACUGCAAUAACAUUCUGGGCAAAGGAGCCGCCAUGAUCAUCGAGUCCCUGGGUCUUUGUUAUCAUUUGCAUUGUUUUAAGUGUGUUGCCUGCGAGUGUGACCUCGGAGCUUCUUCCUCAGGAGCUGAAGUCAGGAUCAGAAACCACCAACUGUACUGCAACGACUGCUAUCUCAGAUUCAAAUGUAAGACAGCAAAUCAGAGAGAAAAUUUCUUGCCUUUUAAGGAGGCCACGGGUUCCCAUGCAUUUCCCUGAACCUGCAGCGAGCUCCCCUCCAAGUUCACUGCCAUAGGAUUCCAGGUUUCAAGAAUUGUAGUGUGUUCCCUUCAAAGAGUGUGUAUAGUGAAUUGGUCACUGUUCAGGGUUCCAGCUACACAGGAGUAGGUUGUAGGACCAAGGAAUGGAGAGGAACAGUGUCCAAAAGUCAGGAUGGUGUCUUGUGUCAUCUGCCCAGAGUCCACAGAGACCUUUAAUGACUCAAGAAUACAAACAAACCAAAACACUUAAAUGAAUCUUCUAUGUAGGAUUUGUUUCUUGACUAAAGAUUGGUCCUUCAUCAACUUCUAUUAUUUAACAAUGGGCUUUGAUUAUGUGAUUUAGAAUAUGACCAACUUUAAAAAAUAUUGUUCUAUGUAAUAUAAAAUAAGUCAGUUUAUGCUUUAUGUUAAUAUAUGUCAAUAUAUAAUUUUAAAAGGAAAGUAUUAACUAUGGUGUUUCAGUGUCAUUUUUGGAAAAAAUGAGUUUUUCAAAAAACUUCAAAUGCUACUUUGCAUCUAAGCAUGUGUUUGUGUGUUAUAAAAGGUAGGCUAGCAUAACUAGGUUGUGUGUUGUGUAUAGCUACAGCAAGACAAGUAUUACUGCUGUUUUAUAUUUUAAACCUUGAUGCUGGUAACAUGUGUUUCUUCCUUAUUGUGAAAGGGUGUUACAAGUGGUAUCAGCAAAACCAUUUGCUUUUGAACUCUGAGGUAUUUAUAUGGCCCCUAUGUGAAGAGUGCUUUGGAAAUGGUUUAAGCCCAGUCAACUCUCUUUUAUCUGUCCGUGGGUUCUGAGCCUUCCUGCUGCAGCUGUCCAGUCCUUUCCUGGAUGCUGACACUGAGGUUGGAGAAAGUCAAGGCUGGGCAUGUACUGGUGGGGGGUGUGUGUAUGUGUGUGUGUUUUUCUCUCUCUCAUCAAAUUCCAAAGCCAAAUAGAAAUGAUUUCUGGAAUCAUCAUUGUAAAAUUGCCCAUGCCUUUUCUCUCCUCCAAAACAAAUAAUAGAGAGUUGAGUGUAAUUUAUUUCUAUUGUGAGCAGUUCAUUUUUACUCCAUUUUUACAAAUAAAGAAUUCCAGAGACGAGACACUGAGACUUGCCUAGCUUUAUCCUAAGAGUGAGUGACAGGUUACUCUUUCUACCUCAUUGGGCCACUUUCUGAGUGAUGACUGCUAUGUAUCCCAGGUGGCAAUAUUCACGUUUCUGAAUCUAAGCACUUUUCUUUCUUUUCUCCUUGCCCGAUCAGCUGGACGGCCAACCGCCAUGUGAUGUAAGCCUCCAUACGAAAGCACUGUUGCAGAUAGAAGAAGAGGUGGUUGCUGCUCGUGUAGAUCUAUAAAUAUGUGUUGUAUGUCUUUUUUGCUUUUUUUUUUUUAAAAAAAAGAAUAACUUUUUUGCCUCUUUAGAUUACAUAGAAGCAUUGUAGUCUUGGUAGAACCAGUAUUUUUGUUGUUUAUUUAUAAGGUAAUUGUGUGUGGGGAAAAGUGCAGUAUUUACCUGUUGAAUUCAGCAUCUUGAGAGCACAAGGGAAAAAAUAAGAACCUAAGAAUACUUUUGAGGCAGAUAAUGAUCUAGUUUGACUUUCUAGUUAGUGGUGUUUUGAAGAGGGUAUUUUAUUGUUUUUUUAAAAAAGGUUCUUAAACAUUAUUUGAAAUAGUUAAUAUAAAUACAUAAUUGCAUUUGCUCUGUUUAUUGUAAUGUAUUCUAAAUUAAUGCAGAACCAUAUGGAAAAUUUCAUUAAAAUCUAUCCCCAAAUGUGCUUUCUGUAUCCUUCCUUCUACCUAUUAUUCUGAUUUUUAAAAAUGCAGUUAAUGUACCUUUAUUUGCUUGAUGAAGGGAGCUCUAUUUUCUUUACCAGAAAUGUUGCUAAGUAAUUCCCAAUAGAAAGCUGCUUAUUUUCAUUAAUGAAAAAUAACCAUGGUUUGUAUACUAGAAGUCUUCUUCAGAAACUGGUGAGCCUUUCUGUUCAAUUGCAUUUGUAAAUAAACUUGCUGAUGCAUUUAA